Messenger RNA from Knipowitschia caucasica, 456 nucleotides. The record is from the annotation of a GenBank genome assembly. Lineage: Eukaryota; Metazoa; Chordata; Actinopteri; Gobiiformes; Gobiidae.
AUGAAUGAAGGGAGGAGGAGUCUAGCGGUGCGGAAACUACGUCUUUGGUCAAGAGACAUUACACACGAAAAGGCCAGGAGCAGAUCUGCGGGACCAGGCCGGUGUGAAUCAGCGGGACCAGGCCAGGAGCAGAUCCGCGGGACCAGGCCGGUGCGGAUCAGCGGGACCAGGCCAGGAGCAGAUCCGCGGGACCAGGCCGGUGCGGAUCAGCGGGACCAGGCCGGUGCAGAUCAGCGGGACCAGGCUAGGAGCAGAGCAGCUGGACCAAGCCGGAGCGGAGCAGCGGGACCAGGCCCGGAGCGAAUCAGCGGGACCAGUCUGCAGGGGCAGGAGACCCAGAAACGCCCAGACAAGCUAAGACGCCAAACCAAGGGCCCAGACCAGCGGGAGGCGGGGGACACGCUCGCAGUCUUCCAGAGACAGACUGUGGUCCAUUGUUUUAGCUCCAGACUUUAA